CCUCCUCAAGUCAUAUCACAUUCUUCAGAAAAAAGAACUCACUCACUAAACCUUCAGGAAAAAAGGACAAAAAUGGGCGCUUUGGAUCACUUCUCGGAGAUGUUCGACUGCUCCGGCCGGCGGUCCCACAAGCGACGCAAGCAACUUCAGACGGUGGAGAUAAAAGUGCGGAUCGACUGCGAGGGUUGCGAGCGGAAGGUGAAGAGGUCGGUGGAAGGGAUGAAAGGGGUGACCAAGGUGGACGUCGAGCGCAAGGCCAACAAGGUCACCGUCGUCGGCUACGUCGAACCCUCCAAGGUCAUCGCCCGGGUCGCUCACCGGACGGGGAAGAAGGCCGAGCUCUGGCCCUACGUCCCCUACGACGUCGUCGACCACCCCUACGCCAUCGGGGUUUACGACAAGAAGGCGCCUUCCGGGUACGUGCGGAGGGCCGACGACUCCGGCCUCGCACGUGCCAGCUCCACCGAGGUCCGCUACACCACCGCAUUUAGCGACGACAACCCGGCCGCUUGCUCCCUCAUGUGAUACUGAUACAUGUUAUGUUAUUCACAGCACAGAUCGAUGGGUCCUACUCCUAGUUUUGUUGUUGGCUUCUACUUCUAGGAGGUGAUUAGUUAAAAGUACUUAAAACUAGUCACUCACUCUUGGUCAAAUUGUUAUUGAGCUAGCUAAUGCAUUAUUUAUUUUACUUGGUUUUAGCAAGUUGAUAGGAUUCCAAGUUGUAAUUUCUGUUUAUCUAGUUAAUUUCUUUUUAUAUUUUUUUCCUUUCCGUAAAAAUCAAUGUAAAUGAUAUGU
This is a messenger RNA of Linum trigynum, 795 nucleotides long. The record is from the annotation of a GenBank genome assembly. Lineage: Eukaryota; Viridiplantae; Streptophyta; Magnoliopsida; Malpighiales; Linaceae.